Messenger RNA from Phragmites australis (common reed), 2420 nucleotides. RefSeq names its product galactan beta-1,4-galactosyltransferase GALS1-like. Lineage: Eukaryota; Viridiplantae; Streptophyta; Magnoliopsida; Poales; Poaceae. The transcript is spliced from 2 exons. Bases 469 to 2010 code for a protein of 513 amino acids. The record is from RefSeq and is a predicted model, not a curated record.
AUCCCUGCACCUGCUGCAACACUAGUCUCUUCACUAAUCCACCGUUGCCGUUCUACAUUACAAGCUGUAAUCACACGCUAAGAGAAAAAAAAGAAGUUGACAGUCCAAGAUAAAGAGCUCCUCACUGUUACGGACCCCAGCCAGGCCCAGAGAGAGGAGAGAGCAAUCCUCACUUACACCCACACACUCAUCGCCUUCGUCUUCAACAAUUCCUCCCCAAUUCCCCUCUCGUGCGUUCUUCCAGCUCACCGACCGAUCUCCUUCCUCAUUUGGCCGUUCCCGGUAGGAAUGCUAGCGAGCUAGCCACCAACUCCUCGCUGCUCCCCAAGAAACGAGGAGAAAGUGGGCAAGAACCAGUCCGCGACUCCGGCACGUUCUCCUGCUCCACGUCCACUCCGCGCGCUUGACCUGCCACCAGCAGCGAGAAGCGGCGCGGAUCAAGAGGCCACGAACCGGAUCGGCCGGUCGAUGAAGCCCUCCGCGAGGAAAGACCCCGCCGGCGGCGGCGCAUUCGGUGUCUCUUGCUUCGACAUCAAGUCCUUCGUCGCCUCCCUCGCGCUCCUCACGCUCGUCAUGGCGCUCUGGCAGCUCCACCCCUACCAGCCGCUCCUCUCCGCUUCCCGCUCUUCCUCUUCCUGCCCACUCCUCACCCGUUCGCCCACCACGGCAUCUUCCCACUCCGCCGCCGCACUCCCAUUCACCAACUCCACCUCCGCGGCUGACACUACACCAUUGACCAUUGCCGCCGCCGCGGCGACGAGGCCGGCCGUGCUGCCGGCGGCCCGGCCUUGGGACCCGAACAAACGGGAGCUCCGGCCGUACGGCAGCGCGGCGGCGCUGUUCGUCCAGAUGGGCGCGUACCGGGGCGGCCCGCGCACGUUCGCCGUCGUCGGGCUGGCCUCCAAGCCGGCGCACGUCUUCGGCACCCCCUACUUCAAAUGCGAGUGGGUGCCUAACCCGGACCCGGCGAGCCCGUCGGCGCCGCGGCCCGUCCGGACCAAGGCCUACAAGAUGCUCCCCGACUGGGGCUACGGCCGCGUCUACACCGUCGUCGUUGUCAACUGCACCUUCCCUACCAACCCCAACGCCGCCAACCGCGGGGGAAAGCUCCUCGUCCACGCCUACUACUCCACCACCUCCCGCCGCUACGAGCGCUUCAUAGCGCUCGAGGAGGCGCCGGGGUCCUACGAUGAGGCCCGCUUCCGGCUUCCGUUCCCUUACGAGUACCUCUACUGCGGCUCCUCGCUCUACGGCAACAUCAGCGCCGCCCGCAUGCGGGAGUGGCUCGCCUACCACGCGCACUUCUUCGGACCCAGGUCGCACUUCGUGCUCCACGACGCCGGCGGCGUUAGUCCGGAGGUCAGGGCAGUGCUGGAUCCGUGGGUCAGGUCCGGCCGGGUCACCGUCCAGGACAUCCGGGCGCAGGCGGAGUACGAUGGCUACUACUACAAUCAGUUCUUGGUGGUGAAUGACUGCCUCCACCGGUACAGACACGCGGCGAAUUGGACCUUCUUCUUUGACGUCGACGAGUACAUCUACCUUCCGGACGGCCGGACGCUGCAGGAGGUGCUCGGGCAGCUAGAGCAGUACACGCAGUUCACCAUUGAGCAGAACCCCAUGUCCAGUAAGCUCUGCGUGGAGGAUCCGACCAAGGACUACACGAGGGAAUGGGGUUUUGAGAAACUUGUCUUCCGUAAUUCAAUCACUGGAGUUAGACGAGACCGCAAAUAUGCAAUCCAAGCUCGGAAUGCAUACUCCACAGGUGUGCACAUGUCGCAGAAUUUCUACGGGAGGACAACCCACAAGACGGAAAACUUGAUCAGAUACUACCAUUAUCACAACUCGAUCAACGCCAUGGGGGAGCCCUGCAGGGAAUUUGUGCCAAAACCCACCAAUGGGAGUAAGGUAAUGUUCGAGGGGAUACCAUAUGUGUACGAUGACAGCAUGAAGCAUGUGGCAGGGGAGAUCAAACGCUUGGAAGAGGAUACAAUCAGGGCAACCCAUGCAUAGCAUUGGGGCAAAAGACCACCCGUACAUACACAGUUCUAUUAUUUAGGAUCCCUUGUGUCCAUCUGUUCUCCAUGAAUCUCAUCUUAUGAGCUUCCAGCGACCACUCCAACAAGCAGAGGUGAAGAAUCUGUUUUUGGGGUCCAGUUAGUGUAAAGUUUUAUUUUGUUUUUCUCAGCGUCCUCCUCUCUAUGUAGGGAGCAAUGGCUUUAUGCUGCAUUUUCCUUCCAUUUAUUUUCCCCUUUUGAUGUUGCUUACUAUAUCUCUUUAUAGAUUUGUGUAGACUGACUGUCCUGACCUUUAUCAGAUUCCUCUCAUCUCUUGGGGCAGUGUAAAGUAUCAGAUUAUUUAACUUAACCUCUGUUCUUACUGGAAUGAAUCUGUAUGCAGCUUUCAACUUUGUUUCUGUACAA